AUGGAAACAAUGGAAACUCCCUUCCAUUCCUACACGGUCUACAGGAAACCAACACAUACAAACAGAUACCUCAACGCAAACUCCCACCACCAUCCAGCACAAACCAACUCCGUCUUAAACUCUCUCAUCCAUAGAUCUAUCAACCUCAUGGACCACCACAGCAAACCACAAGAGCUAGCCCAACUCAAAUCAGCUCUCCUUCAAAAUGGAUUCACAGACCAUCAAAUUGACAGAUCCAUCCGUCGUCAACAAACUUCUUUGUCCAGUUCCAAAGAUCCAAAAGACAACAACGUUCCCCACAAAGCUUUCCUUCCCUACGUUAAAGGUGUAACUGACAAAAUUGGCCGAAUUCUCUAA
This is a messenger RNA of Leptinotarsa decemlineata (Colorado potato beetle), 357 nucleotides long. RefSeq lists its product as uncharacterized. NCBI's taxonomy places the organism in Eukaryota, Metazoa, Arthropoda, Insecta, Coleoptera, Chrysomelidae. The record is from RefSeq and is a predicted model, not a curated record.